Molecule: messenger RNA, 1527 nt
Organism: Lingula anatina
Lineage: Eukaryota; Metazoa; Brachiopoda; Lingulata; Lingulida; Lingulidae
Product: flavin-containing monooxygenase 5
Molecular function (GO): flavin adenine dinucleotide binding; N,N-dimethylaniline monooxygenase activity; NADP binding
Source: RefSeq, a predicted model, not a curated record
AUGGCCAACAGUAGGGUGAUGUUCUCGUUGCCGCGUUGGCUGCUCCAGUGGAGUGUGGAGAAAAUGGCGAAUUAUAAAUUCAACCAUCAGCGCCUUGGUCUCAAUCCCGUACACAGGGCACUUGAAGCGUUCCCCACCAUAAACGAGGACAUCCAUUUAAGGAUAAUGAACGGAGCCAUUCGAGUGAGACCCAAUGUCAAGUGCUUCACGGAAAACGGGGUGAUGUUUGAUGACAACACAUUUGAAAGCAUAGACGUCGUGAUCCUGGCCACCGGCUAUGAUUACAAGUACCGGUUCCUGAGCUCCACCGUGUUGAACACAGAGAACAACAACAUAGAGUUGUACAAGUACGUCUUCCCGCCACAAUUACCGCACCCCACCCUGGCAAUGAUAGGCCUGGUUCAAGCAGUGGGCGCAGUCAUGCCCAUCUCUGAGCUACAGAGCCGUUGGUUCACCAGGAUCGUUAAAGGUCAUCUCACUCUACCUUCGAAAGAAAUUAUGAUGGAAGACAUAGCCCAGAGAAAGAAGAACGUAAGACAGACAUUUUUGCCUUCUCAGAGGCAUGCAUUGCAGACUUUCUGGGUGCCAUACAUGGACGAACUCGCAGACGCAGUCGGCUGCAAACCAAAUCUCAAGAAAAUGUUUUUCAGAGAUCCCAUGUUUGCUCUCUGGUGUUUCGUUGGUCCUUGUGUUCCCGCGCAGUUCCGCCUGGAGGGGCCUGGAAAGUGGGAGGGAGCCAGAUCGGCUGUGAAGAACUGCUACGCCAACAUGUUUGGUGCCACAGAACGCCCAGCGCCCCCAGCGGGAGAGUCUUCAAUCUGGAACCGCCUGUCCAACCGUUCCACGUGUGUGAGGGAAAACGUGCGACGGUUUAGAAAGAGCGUUGCCGUUAAUCAUAAUCACGGUCCGGGAUACUAUAUAAUGGAAACAAGCAAGGAAUUAUGACCGAAAGGUUAGCAGUGAAGCAACAGCAUUCAAAGUGGUUUUGAUGAAAAUAAUGGAAUAGCCAAAUUGUUGACUGUAUAAACUCAAAAUGUAUUACACAGUAAUGUAACAAGGUCUACGACAAUUCAGUUUGUAUUAUGGGUUCCAUAUCUCAAAAGUUCCACUUUCACCUAGCACGUUGCACUUUUCAGUCAUAAAAAUGUUUUACAUUUUGUUUACUUGUUUUUGUUUGUUAUUGUUAUAUAUAUCUAUUUAUAUAUCUAAGCUUAUGCUGUUGUAAGUAAAUGAUUUAUACAGAAUAUGUUUUAUGCAAUUAACUGGUUAUGAAAAAUAAUUUAUAUAAAUGUUCUUUAUUUUUGUGUAUUUAACAUGGGUCUGGGCAUACCUUAAGCUUGUACAGUUAUUUAUUCUGCAAAUAAAUAAAUAUCAGCCACCUCAUGUCUCCUAUUUUGUGAAAAUCAUCAUGUAUCACUUCCAUGAAAUAUAUUCUGCAUUAUGGGGCGUUUUCAGUGAAAUGCCAUAACUUUUUUUCUCUGUAUGUAUGUAUGUCAAAUAAUACACUUACCCUCUCAUAAUAUACGU